Molecule: messenger RNA, 1986 nt
Organism: Babesia bigemina
Lineage: Eukaryota; Apicomplexa; Aconoidasida; Piroplasmida; Babesiidae
Product: fatty acyl-CoA synthetase family protein, putative
Exons: 5
Coding region: 1-1986 (661 amino acids)
Biological process (GO): fatty acid metabolic process
Cellular component (GO): endoplasmic reticulum; membrane
Molecular function (GO): long-chain fatty acid-CoA ligase activity
Source: RefSeq, a predicted model, not a curated record
AUGUAUUCGUUGCCGGUCCCAGGGACCGAGGAGGAAGGUUUCUCCGCAGUGUACAGAUGCCCGCUGAGCGUCGACAAAGUCCUGUCGUACAAAGACUACUUCGAUGGAAAUAUUGCUACAGGAUGGGACAUCUUCCAGCACGGUCUGAAGCAAGACCCGGAUGCGCCAUGCCUCGGCACAAGAGUCAGGAAGGAUGACGGCGCGCUCGGAGAGUACGCUUUCAAGAGCUACCGCGAGGUGGAGGCGCUGGUUCAGCGUUUCGGCAGUGGACUCCAGACGAUUGCCGGAAUAGAAAAGGUGGAGGUGAACGCCCCUGAACCCGUGGAAGCCAUGAUGAUCGGAAUAUACGCCCCAAACAGCGUCGAGUGGCUAAUAUGCGAGCAGACAGCAAACGCCUUCGGGUACACCAUCGUGCCCAUUUACGACACCAUCGGCGAGGAGUCGAUCCUCCACAUCCUGCAGAACUCGGACAUCAACGUGGUCGUGUGCGACUACGGGUGCGCGCAGAAACUCAUGCGGGCGAUGCCGAAGGCGCAUGCGCACACCAUCAAGGCUGUGAUUGUGAUUGGCACGGAAAAAGUGGCCCCGGAGGGCAACGAUGUGGAGGUGCUUCUUUUCGACGAAGUUUUGGCCAGGGGGGAUGCCAACCUGAUCCCAUUCAGCCCUGCGAAGCCGGAGCAGGUGAACACCAUCUCCUACACCUCCGGCACCUCGGGUAUCCCUAAGGGCGUCAUCCUGACCCAGGGGCAGAUUGCGUCGCUCAUCACCGUGGUGAACCAGACGAUAAGCUUGACCGGCAAGGUGUCGCCCGAGGCCGUCAAAUGCUACCUCAGCUACCUUCCUCUUGCCCACAUGUACGAGCGCCUGUACAUUAACUCGUGCCUCAUCGUGGGAGGCAAGAUCGGACUCUACAGCGGUGACGUGCGCAACAUCCUGGAGGACCUGGAGACGCUCAAGCCCACAGUGUUCGUCAGCGUACCGAGGCUGUAUUUUAGGAUCCACGACAAGGUCUUUUCAAACGUCUCGAGGAAGCACUGGAUCAUCCAGGCCAUCUUCAACAUGGCGCUCAAGGCCAAGUUGAGGCGGAUUAGGACCACAGGAAACUGCAAGCACGCCUUCUGGGACAGAUUCGUUUUCAAGAAGUUCCCCGCGUUGUUUGGCGGGAAUGUCGAGUGGAUGAUGACGGGGUCAGCGCCGCUGUCCCCCCUGACGUACGACAGGAUGAGAGCGAUCUUCGGAACACAGCUGCUCGCCGGCUACGGCCUCACCGAAACCGCCGCAGGAGCUGUCGUCAAUAUGGCUGGAGAGACGGACACGACACACGUUGGAGGAAUCAUCCCCUCGCUGGAGUUCAGGCUCAAGUCGCUGCCCGACUUGGAAUACUCCGUCAAGGACCCUAACCCAAGAGGCGAGCUCAUGUUGAGGGGUAGUCACGUGACAUGCGGUUAUUUCAGGAACCCUGAUGCUACCGCUGAAGCCAUCCAGGACGGGUGGCUGCUCACUGGCGACAUUGCCGAGCUGCUGCCGAACGGCGCGAUCAAAAUCAUCGACCGCAGGAAACACAUUUUCAAGCUGGUGCAGGGCGAGUACAUCAUGCCCGAAAAAUUGGAGGCGGUGCUCAUCGGCUGCACUCUGCUCAGUCAGGCGUUCGUCACCGGAAAGUCGACCGAGAUUUACCCCGUCGCCAUUGUCGUGCCAGACGAAGUCGAGGUGCAAUUCUGGGCCAAGGACAACGGCCACUCCGAGCUAUCGCUGCAGGAAAUUUGCAAGCUGCCGGAGUUCAAGGAGGCCAUAAUGAAGCAAAUGAACAAGGCGUACGACGAAUCCGGCGUCAAGGGAUUCGAGCGGUGCAAGCACAUUUACGUCGAGCCGGAGCCCUUCUCCAUCGGCAACGACAUGCUCACCACGACCAACAAGCUCCGCCGCCACAACGCGAAAAAGAAGUACAGCGCCAUCAUCGACGAGCUGUGCGCCGCUGGAGUAUAG